Molecule: messenger RNA, 4465 nt
Organism: Hyalella azteca
Lineage: Eukaryota; Metazoa; Arthropoda; Malacostraca; Amphipoda; Hyalellidae
Product: serine/threonine-protein kinase Nek8-like
Exons: 23
Coding region: 211-3372 (1053 amino acids)
Biological process (GO): protein phosphorylation
Molecular function (GO): protein kinase activity; ATP binding
Source: RefSeq, a predicted model, not a curated record
GCGUUUCUGUGAACUGACGAUUAUUUAGAAGUUUUUUAAGGUUAAGAGUUAGCCUAGUUCAUUUAUUAUCAACCUGAUUGAAAGCUCAGUGUGCCACAUUUAAUUUUUAUUAUUAUUAUUUUUUCAGUAAUAAACGAAAUCAGCCACGGCAACAUUUAAACGCUCAUUUGUUUUGAAAAUUACCAAAAGCAUUGAGAAUAUUUAUAAAAUAUGGAUGAGAGCGACGUGUUCGAAACCGUGAUUGUGGAAACGCCUAAGGUGCGUUCGGCGCAGGGCGGCGAAGAGUCGGCGCAGAACGGCUUAUCCGCAGCCGGCAAACUUCGGCUACUGCUCACCUCUUCCCGGGCCAGAAACGUAAUCUUUCUGGCACCCAGCGCUCUGCCUGAAGUUAUAACUGUCAACUACAAGUAUGAGUCCAGUACUCUCGACUCCAUUUUAGGAGAGGUCCGCGAGAAGCUACAGGGCCACCGUGUGGAGAGCAUAGCGAUGGUCGUGACCAGCACAGAGAAGGAACUCAGCCUCUGCGGUGUUGGUGAGAAGGUGUUGAACACACACACGGCCAGCACGGACGUGUCAGUGCGUGAGUUCUUCAAGUCGCUGUGCGAGCGUCACUUGGAGAAGUCGCGCGCCAACGCCCGCCUCGACUUCCUGGCGGCACACACCGCGCACACGCACGACGGUCCUGUCAUCUGCGCCGCGCUCCACCAUCUCCUCGAGAUCCCAGUGAGCAUGAGUGUGGACUUGCAAGGCACAAAUGUAGAUGUGAUCCGAUGGAAAGGUGGAGGAACCUCGAAAAUUCAUCUCGGGGAACUCUACUUUGACCUCAAGAGGAUGAAAAACUUCGCCAAGAUGGCGGGCAACGCCGCCAAGACUCGCCAGAAAGACAUGGAUAAUUACGAGAUGAUCAGGACCGUCGGUAAAGGUGCCUUCGGAACUGCGGUAUUAUAUCGCCGCAAGGAUGACGACACUCUGGUCAUUAUCAAAGAGAUCAACAUGUUGGAUUUAUCUGCUGCUGAGCGGCAGUUAAGCCUUAAUGAAGUCAACGUUCUGGCCAUGCUUGACCACCCCAACAUCGUCAGGUACAUGGACAGCUUCGAGCUGGACACGAAGCUGUGCAUUGAGAUGGAGUACUGCGACGGCGGGUCCCUAGCACAGUUCCUGACUCAGCGCUCGACGCGGCUCGAGGAGCGAGAUAUUCUCGUCAUCUUCCAUCAGAUCUGCGCUGCCAUCAGACAUAUGCAUGAGCAUCAGAUCCUCCACAGAGACUUGAAGACGGCAAACCUUUUCUUGACGAAGCAAGGGAUCAUCCGCGUUGGCGACUUCGGGAUCAGCAAGAUGUUGAGCACGCGUCAGGCGCACGCCAACACCGUGCUGGGCACGCCCUACUACAUCAGUCCUGAGAUGUGUGAAGGCAAACAGUACGACGAGAAGAGCGACAUCUGGGCACUUGGGUGCAUCCUCUACGAGAUGGCCUGCCUACAGAAGACCUUCGAGGGCUCCAACCUGCCUGCGCUUGUCAAUAAAAUCAUGCGGGGGCAAUUCGCCCCCAUCAAAGGCAACUACUCGCCAGGCUUCAAGCAACUCGUGCGAGAUCUGCUCCAGCGAGACCCCGAGUUCCGGCCCACCGCGGCCGAGCUGGUGACAGAACGCAUCCCCGAGCUGCUGUCGCAGUUCUCCGUGGAGAGCGUCGGGGUGGAGCAGAUAGACGAUGAGCUGCGGCAGUGCAUCGACGCAGUCAAGAGGAGUCAAGGCAACCGGUCGUCGCGGCCCCUGCGUUCAGUGGUCUACCACAUGAAGAUCUAUUCGUCGUCAAUGCAACUCAUCCCAGUGCCUCUGCCGCCACGCACGCGUGUCAAGGAGCUUGCCGUCUCCACCACGCACGUCAUCGUCCUCUCCGCCGAGUAUUUGGUGUACACGUGGGGUGAGGGCAAGAGGGGACAGCUGGGGCACGGAGUGCUGGAGGCCUGGCGCGGGGUGCCUGCUGUCGUCGAGGCGCUCAGGGGCAAGACCAUGACCAGAGUCGUCGCCGGCGACGGAUUCUCUGUGUUCGCCUCCGACAACGGCAUCAUCAUGACGUGCGGGGACGGCACUACAGGCUGCCUCGGCCACGACGACUGGAACUCUUCGGCCAAACCCAAACUUGUUGAGAAGCUGUUAUCAGUUGAUGUGGCUGGACUGUCGUGCGGACAACAGCACGUCGUGGUCGUGGGAUCAGAAGGCGACGUGUACUCCUGGGGCAAGGGGCAGAGCGGUCGUCUGGGACAAGGGAACGAGGAGGACUGCUGCGUGCCCCGGGAGGUGGAGGUGCCUGGUGACGCGGUCAUGACGAACGUGCGCUGCGGCGGUGACGGCACCAUCCUAAUUAGCGACCAGGGGCUCAUGUACGCCUGCGGCAACAACGCCCAUAACAAACUCGGGCUUUCUGACGCUGGCGGACUCUUUAACAUCAAACAAAAGAAUGACAUCAAGCAGGCCCUAGUGCCCACCAGAGUGCGCAGCAUAGAGUGUCGCGUCGUGGACGUCUCCAUGGGACCUUAUCACACCGCCAUUCUCAAGGAAACUGGCCAGAUUGUAACGUUCGGGCGUAACUGUGAGGGACAGCUGGGCCGCGGCAAUUGUAAGCCCUGCACGCAGCCCGUGUUGGUGAAGAGUAUGCAGGAGAAAGUCGUUACGAUGAUGCACUGUGGAUCGACCUUCACUGUCGUAGGUACGCUCGAGAACGCCAUAUACUUGUGGGGCACCCGCGCCGUACUGCCCGCUUCACGACCCACCACGCAGGACGGCUUCACCAUGUCCUUGGGGCGACGACCGCCCUCAGACCUCAGCGCCAGGGAUCCGGAAUUCAGCUUCAGUGACUCCUCCAGGAGAGGCAGUCUUUCGACCCCAGCCAGCGCGAACAGCGACUCGUCGCGACGUACAGCGGCUGAGAACGACAGAGACCUCAAACUGAAGGACGUGUUGCUGCAGCCCCAGGAGAUCCUGGCAUUGUACGCAUCGCCCGCGCAGGUCGCUAAGGGGGAGACCGUCAACUUGGCCUCUCUGAAUUGCCAGAACCAGAGCGUCUUCGUGGUGGUUGACACCACGGCGCCUCUACCCAAGCACUUGAGAUCACAGUCGCUGGGCGGGUCGGGCAAGACGACAGCUCAACAGCCCAAAGAAGAAGACAAGCCGCCGUCUCUGGAGGCCGUCAAUAGAAGACCUGCGCCGCCCCCUGACCAAGAGAUGGACUCCAUGGGACCGGUGCCGGCGUGGCUGAGCGCUGAACUGAACGAAGCUGGCAUCGCUUGGAGCGGUUCCAAGCCUGAGACGAAGCCUGUCAACCAACGCCCUCUGACAUCGCAGUCACUGCCGUCCUACACCCAGCGGCGCUAGGCUACCACCAUCUCCUCCAUUGUCUUUGAUGUGUCAGGAAUAUAUAUAUUUUGUGAGAUGCUUGAUGUGUUGCUUGCAUAACAGGCCAUGGAUAAAAAAAAUUGUAGGUACAUAAAUACACUUAGAACUUCUCAGGUAUGACGCGUGAAUACAAUGAGCUCUUAUUUUUACUAGUGAUCUGUUUUUUAUUAAAGAAAUAUGGAGGCUAGAAAAAUAUUCUCAAUAGGAAGUGUUUUUUGAAAGAUUGAAUUUCUUGAUUUCCAUGGCACAAAAAAUGACUGGGAAUACCUGUAAACAAUCCCUAGUGACAUCUACCUCCGAGUCGAGAAUAAAGUAGAAAUUGUUCUCCAACAAAACCUUCAGUAUUCAUAUUAGCUUACACACGAUGCGCAGAACUCUAUUAUCAAUUAGUAAAUCAUGAAGAAGCCUAACAGCACGAGCCACUUCAUGAUGAUAGCUUCAAGUGCGUGGCCAUUUAAAUAUAUUAAUAGAUUCAGAGUUUCAGGGCAACCUUCUGCGUGUUAACUUAAUGGGACCAAUUUAUGUCACACCGGCGGAGGCUCCUCUUGUGUAAUAAAAUUGUUGACAUCUCCUCUACGGCAGCAGAGAAGUAUACAAUCGAAAUUAUUCAUAAUUCAUAAAGAAUGGUGAUUUAUUUCUUUGUCCAAUGUAGAGGGCGCCAGCGAAUUUAGUGUAUCACCUGUCAACGUCGCACUCAUCAGUGCUCUCUAGUGAUGUAAUUUGUCGACACAACAUUGUGAGUUGGUUUAAUUACAUAGCAUCGCGAUAGAUAAUUAAGAUAUAUUUGCUGUACAUAAAAUCUAGGGGAUAUUAGAAGUAAUAAAUUCUACUUAAAGAUACUGAAUAUGAAUUAUCUUGGGACGUAAAAUACUACGGAGUCUGCAAUUUAUUAUUUUAUUUAUUACCUCAAGAUCAAACGCUAAAGUUUGAAUGGCGAGGCCCGAAAAAAAUACAAGUAAUGUUUUCACUGCCCAAGAAGACCUUCUUUGAGCAUGAAUAGAUAUGGCUAGGCGCAUACUAUUCUAUUUACACUACCUGAAACGGGGAUAAAUAAAUAAAUUAGGAAAUAAUA